Messenger RNA from Polypterus senegalus (gray bichir), 1908 nucleotides. RefSeq lists its product as uncharacterized. Lineage: Eukaryota; Metazoa; Chordata; Cladistia; Polypteriformes; Polypteridae. The record is from RefSeq and is a predicted model, not a curated record. The transcript has a single exon. Bases 1 to 1908 code for a protein of 635 amino acids.
AUGGUUUACCCAUUGUUAUUCCCCUAUGGGGAUCAAAGCUGGGGAAUUGACAUACCUUUGGAAAACAGCCCACAAGCUUUAUUAACUUUAGCAAACCAGUCACGCAAUCCUAGAGUUAGAGUCACUGAAAUGCAAUACUACGGUUACCGUCUUUCCAUCAGAGAGGAUUUUAACCCCUUCUUAAAUGCUGGCCGCCUUACACAGCAAUAUAUAGUUGAUGCAUAUAUAAAAACAGAAGCCAACAGACUCAAUUAUAUACGUCAAAAUCAGCCUAAAUUGCGCGUUGAAAAAUACUCAGGAUUAAUGGAUCAUUUACUUAAUGAAGCCAAUGAAGCAGGCCUGAGUCCUGGAAAAAUAUAUAUUUUGCCUUCAGUAUUUCACCUAAAACUGGAAGCUCUGAUCGAUGAUAUCUGUAAAAAACAUAUUUUUGGAUUCCUAAAAGCAAUAGUCUACGUGAUAGAAUUUCAAAAGAGAGGUUUACCACAUGCUCACAUACUUCUCAUUUUUAAAGAAAGCUGUAAACCAAAAAAUGAAGAACUGAUAGAUAAAAUUGUCUCUGCUGAAAUCCCUGAUAUAGAAAUCACUCCUCGUUUACAUGCAAUUGUAACAAAACAUAUGAUUCAUAGACCAUGUGGAGCACUCAAUCCUAAUUCUUCAUGCAUGACAAAUGACAAAUGCUCUAAGGAUUUUCUGAAGGAAUUCCAAAUAAAAACUAUUGCUAACAACAAUGGCUAUCCAAAGUACAAGAGAAGAAAUACAGGCCAAAGUAUAAUUCUUAACGGAAAGAAAAUUGAUAACGGUUGGGUUGUACCAUUUAAUCCUUGUCUCGCCUUGAAGUACAAUUGCCACAUUAAUGUUGAAGUUUGCGCAUCAGUGAAAAGCGUUAAAUACCUUUUUAAAUAUGUGUACAAAGGUCAUGAUUGUGCUAAUGUUGUCAUUCAAGAACAAGGUACUUUGAAUCACAAUGAAAUUAAGAACUUUAUUAAUUCAAGGUAUGUCAGCGCUCCAGAAGCAGCAUGGCGCUUGAAUGGGUUUGAAAUGCAUUAUCAAUCACAUACCAUCCAUAGAUUACCUGUGCAUCUGCCUGAAGAACAAUCAGUGUUUUUCAACCCAAAUGACAUUAACACAGCGGUACAGAGAGCUUCAAACCAUGAUACUCAAAUGACAGUUUGGUUCAAAUUAAAUCAACAAAAACAUGAAGCAAAGACCAUAUUAUAUUCUGACAUUCCUUUGCACUAUGUGGUUGACUCUGAAAAUUGUACUUGGAAAUUAUGUCAACGUGGUGCAGAAAAAGUUAUUGGACGAAUGUAUUCUGUCAAUUUUACAUCAGAUACAGAGCGCUACUGUCUGCGUCUACUAUUGCUACAUGUUCCGGGUGCAGUAUCCUUUGAAGAUCUGAGGACAGUACAUGGAAAUGUCUAUCCCACUUUCCGAGAGGCCGCAAAAGCUAAAGGACUUAUUAACGAUGAUGAAGUGUGGGACAACACUGUAGAAGAUGCUGUCCAAUUCACAAUACCUAAACAACUUAGGGGAUUAUUUGCAUAUAUCUGCGUUUUUGCAUCAUUACAAAAUAUGACUGAUCUUUUCCUGAAAUAUGAGCAAUACCUCAUUGAGGAUUUAGUUCACAAACAUAAACAACACAAUGAUGAUUGCACAAUAUGUCGUAACAUCGCACUUAAAGAAAUAUCUAACAUUCUGGUACUACAUGGCAAAACCUGUGAAGAUUUUGGAUUUCCUUCCACAAUGCCAAAUACUGAUCUACUUUGGAAUACGUAUGACAAGGAAUUUCAAAAACACACAUCUGAAGAAAUGGAGAAAACAUUAAACAGACAACAAAAAAAGAAAGACAAGAAAAAAUAUUGUCUGCAACCAAAAAUGACAACCUUUGCCAGCGUUGUUUUUUCUUAG